This is a messenger RNA of Arabis nemorensis, 399 nucleotides long. NCBI's taxonomy places the organism in Eukaryota, Viridiplantae, Streptophyta, Magnoliopsida, Brassicales, Brassicaceae. The record is from the annotation of a GenBank genome assembly.
AUGAAAGAUCCAAAAGCUUACGACGAUAAAGGUUGCUUGAAACAUCUCAACAAAUUCGCUAUGGAUCACAAUAACCAACUCCAAGAAGCUAUAGCUUCUUUAAGGAAAGAGUUUCCUAAUGUGGUUAUAACCUAUGGAGAUUACUACAAUGCGUUUCAAUACGUUCUACGUAGUGGAAGAUUCGACAAGAGUGUAACUUUGAGAUCUUGUUGUGGGAUCGGUGGUGCUUAUAACUACGGUGGUAAGAGGCCAUGUGGAGCAUUAGGAGUGCCGGUGUGUUCGAAUCCAGACAGGUUCAUAAGUUGGGACGGAGUUCACUUGACACAGAGGGCUUACAGGUUCAUGUCUAAGUUCUUGAACAAGAAGAUUCUUUCAGAGAUCAAGUGUAAUAGGGUUUAA